AUUUUUCAAAACUUGUGAAUCCAAAUGGAGCUGAUUGGACUCCUUGACACUGUCAGCGAGCUUGAGCACACUGUCAGAGAGCUUGAGGACGACCAGGGAGUCUGUUAUGACCAUGACGAGCCCAAUGAUGACGAUUUUGAGACAGAUCUGGAGAGUGAUUCAGAUGCUGCAGUGGAGGAUGAUGACGAAAUGGUCGAUGGCAUGGCUCCGACUCCCAAACGGAGGAAGCUGGCGAGGGACAAUGGACUCCAAAAAGCUAAAUCCACAGGAAGAUACCCCGUCUUUGGCGGUGUGGUCGGUCCUGUCGAUCAACUUGAUCCGUCUGUAACUCCAUGCCUAGAUUUUGUUAAGUUACUUUGGCCCGAUAGUUUGUGUGAGUACAUAGCCGAACAGACCAACCUGUACGCUAGGCAGUGUGGUGCUAAGGGUUGGUCAGCUACAAACAGUGCCGAAUUGUGGGUGUUUUUGGGGAUUGUACUAGAGAUGGGCAUUCAUAGGCUCCCUGAAAUUACGGACUACUGGUCCAAGGAUUCCCUUUUAGGUGUACAAUCUGUGAGCAAUGUAAUGUCUCUCAAAAGGUUCCAAAGUUUAUGGCGGUAUCUGCACUGUGAGGACAAUACGUCCAUCACUGAUGCACGUAGGGUAACUAGCAAGCUAAAAACUGUUUUAGAGACUCUUAAAGCCAACUACUUCAUGAGGUAUAAUCCCAGUCAGGAGCUUUCCGUUGAUGAGAUGAUGAUAAAGUACAAGGGUCGUAAAAGCGGGAAAAUUCAUAUGCCCAAGAAGCCUGUUAAACUGGGGUUCAAGGUAUGGUGCUGCUCAUUUUCAUGCUGUGGGUAUCUCUGUGUGUUUGAUGUAUACAGUGGUAAGCUCACCGAUUCCUCUGGGAAAAAGAUAGCUGUGAAAGGGCUUGUGAAAAAUGUAGUCCAUCGUUUACUCACUCCUUUUUAUGGUCAUCAGCAUGUUGUGUACAUGGAUAACUUUUACACGUCCGGUCCAUUGAUAGAAGAGUUGGCUAAGCAAAAUGUGUUUACUGUCGGCACAAUUUUGAAGAAUGCUGCUGGUUUCCCAGCAAGUCUUAAGGAUGUGGUACUCGACAAAGGUGACUAUACGUCCAUGACUGUUGGUGAUAUUUCUUACUCUAUGUUUAACGACCGUAGAGUUGUGUCCUUUGCAACAAAUGUGUUCCCUGACCGUAUGCCCUACACUGUAAUGCGAAUGCACAAAGACGGUACCCUACACUCUCAGAGUGUCCCCCCCCCUGUCUCCCUGCAUAUAACAUGUACAUGGGAGGAGUUGACAAUACAGGGCGUAUGAGGAAAACCUAUGGGUACGAUAGAAAGUGUCGGCGGUAUUGGUUCAGGAUUUUCUUUCAAUUCCUUGACGUUAGUGUGAAUAAUGCAUACAUUCUAUACAGGCACAACUGUGUCAGGGUGGGUUCAAAGGCCAUGCCUUUGAAAGGGUUUCGAUUGGAACUAAUUCAUAGUCUAUUGGGUGUGCCACGUACUCGUAGCAGUGCCUCAGGUCUGGCCAGUCUAAAUAUCGUUUUCCCCCAUCACAGGGCGCACGUGUGAGUGCAAAUAGUGUCGGAGUGUCUCGUGGGCGCUGUCAAGUGUGUGUUCGGGAGAAGAUCCCUAGCAGAGAGCAGCAACACACUGCAAUGGCAUGUCCCCACUGUCUCAUAAGAAUAUGCAAA
Halichondria panicea is the source of this 1696-nucleotide messenger RNA. RefSeq names its product piggyBac transposable element-derived protein 3-like. Lineage: Eukaryota; Metazoa; Porifera; Demospongiae; Suberitida; Halichondriidae. The record is from RefSeq and is a predicted model, not a curated record. Bases 25 to 1317 code for a protein of 430 amino acids. The transcript is spliced from 2 exons.